Molecule: messenger RNA, 1503 nt
Organism: Cladophialophora psammophila CBS 110553
Lineage: Eukaryota; Fungi; Ascomycota; Eurotiomycetes; Chaetothyriales; Herpotrichiellaceae
Product: homoserine O-acetyltransferase
Exons: 2
Coding region: 1-1503 (500 amino acids)
Biological process (GO): L-homoserine metabolic process
Molecular function (GO): homoserine O-acetyltransferase activity
Source: RefSeq, a predicted model, not a curated record
AUGAUUGAUCGGCUACUAAAUCCCGUAGAGAGUGCCAAAGAACAACCUGAAAACCCUUACGCCAAACUUGUCACCGAUCAAGAAUUCGUCAUUGUUCCCUCCUUUACCCUCGAGUCUGGUGUUGUCCUUAAAAACGUUCCCGUUGCAUAUACCCGUCGUGGUCACCUCUCAGAAAACAAGAAUAAUGCCCUUGUGAUAUGUCAUGCUCUAAGUGGCAGCGCGGAUGUGGCCGACUGGUGGGGACCGUUGUUGGGAGGACCUGGCCAGGCGUUUGACGUGACGAGAUUUUUCGUCGUCUGCUUGAAUAGUCUGGGAAGUCCAUACGGCAGUGCCAGUCCGGUGACGAACAAGGAUGGGGAUCCGACGCAAGGCAGAUAUGGGCCGGAAUUUCCUCUAACCACUAUAAGAGAUGACGUGAGAAUACACAAAAUUGUCCUCGAUCAUCUCGGUGUUCGACAGAUCGCAUGCGUGGUCGGUGGGUCUAUGGGGGGCAUGCUAUGCCUCGAGUACGCAUAUUUUGGGAAAGACUAUGUGCGGAGUAUCGCACCCAUAGCCACGUCUGCGACGCACAGCGCCUGGGGCAUCAGCUGGGGAGAAGCGCAGCGACAGGCCAUCUACUCCGACCCUAAAUAUGAAGACGGGUACUAUUCUUUUGAUGAUCCUCCUACCGCCGGCUUGGGCGCAGCUCGCAUGUCGGCUCUCCUCACAUAUCGAAGUCGGGACUCGUUUGAGGCUCGCUUUGGUCGCAACACACCAGACUGGUCGAAGAAACCCUCGAUAAAUCAAGGGCCGAAGACAAAUGGGGUCCACAACGAGCACUGGACAAUCCACAACGAUGGGCAUAAACGGGCCAAGGGGUCUCGCGAUUCUCGCCCAGCGUCGCGCAAUGGCACGGUGUCGGAACCAACGUCAGCGCCCGACUCAUCCGACGGAGAGCAACAACCGGCGACAUUCAGAGACCCGCAAUUCAACGGGGCUACCGAGUUUGUCAUACCCGUGCCCGUUGUCGAGAAGAAGACGUCCAGGCCAACACAUCAUUACUUCUCGGCACAAUCCUACCUGCGGUACCAGGGCACCAAAUUCGUGACCCGGUUUGAUGCAAACUGCUAUAUCGCCAUCACGCGCAAGCUGGACACACACGAUGUAUCGCGGAGUCGGGCACCUACCGUCAGAGAAGCUCUUGGGCAAAUAGAACAGCCCGCGUUGGUUCUGGGGAUUGAAUCGGACGGCCUGUUCACCAUCGCCGAGCAAGAAGAACUGGCCGAGUGUAUUCCCAACGGACGACUCGGGAAGAUCGACAGUCCCGAGGGCCACGACGCCUUUUUGUUGCAAUUUGAGCAGGUGAACAGUUACCUAUUGGGCUUUUUCAGAGAGGUGCUGCCGGACAUCAUGAACAAGCCGGGCAUAGGUGGAGCGGAUGGAGAGGUCAAAGAUGGAGUGGGCCAGAUGACCAAGUCGAGUACCUUCGGAGAGGCAGAGGUCGGGGAUUUAACUGCUUGGUAG